CGGGGUGGGAGGCGGGUCUACAGCGCGGCCGCGGCAUCGGAGGAGCAGCACCGAACCAGCAGCUAGGGAUCUCCGAGCAAGCCGCCCAGAGCCCCUCAUCCCAUUCGGAAGAGGAAGGAACAAAAGGUCCCGGACCCCCGGCUCUGGUGGGGCGGGACCCGGAGCCUUGGUCCAGGUUAGAUAAAGGAGGAUAUUUUCUUAGUGUGAAUUGCUGCCUUUGGCAAGAACAUGUCGUCCAUCUUGCCAUUCACUCCACCAGUUGUGAAGAGACUGCUGGGAUGGAAGAAAUCAGCUGGUGGAUCUGGAGGAGCGGGUGGAGGAGAGCAGAAUGGACAGGAAGAAAAGUGGUGUGAGAAGGCAGUUAAAAGUUUGGUGAAGAAGCUAAAGAAAACAGGACGAUUAGAUGAGCUUGAGAAAGCCAUCACCACUCAAAAUUGUAAUACUAAAUGUGUCACCAUACCAAGCACUUGCUCUGAAAUUUGGGGACUGAGUACACCAAAUACGAUAGAUCAGUGGGAUACAACAGGCCUUUACAGCUUCUCUGAACAAACCAGGUCUCUUGAUGGUCGUCUUCAGGUAUCUCACCGGAAAGGGCUGCCGCACGUUAUAUAUUGCCGGUUAUGGCGCUGGCCAGAUCUUCACAGUCAUCAUGAACUCAAAGCAAUUGAAAACUGCGAAUAUGCUUUUAAUCUUAAGAAGGACGAAGUAUGUGUUAACCCUUACCACUACCAGAGAGUUGAGACACCAGUUCUGCCUCCUGUAUUAGUGCCACGGCACACUGAGAUCCUCACAGAACUGCCACCGCUGGAUGAUUAUACCCACUCCAUUCCGGAAAACACUAAUUUCCCAGCGGGGAUUGAGCCACAGAGUAAUUAUAUCCCAGAAACACCACCUCCUGGCUACAUCAGUGAAGAUGGAGAAACAAGUGAUCAACAGUUGAACCAAAGUAUGGAUACAGGAUCUCCAGCAGAGCUAUCUCCUACUACUCUUUCCCCUGUUAAUCAUAGUUUGGAUUUGCAGCCAGUCACUUACUCAGAACCUGCAUUUUGGUGUUCAAUAGCCUAUUAUGAAUUAAACCAGAGGGUUGGAGAGACCUUCCAUGCAUCACAACCCUCGCUCACUGUAGACGGCUUCACAGACCCAUCAAAUUCAGAGAGGUUCUGCUUAGGUUUACUCUCCAACGUCAACCGAAAUGCUACAGUUGAAAUGACAAGAAGACACAUAGGAAGAGGAGUGCGCUUAUAUUAUAUAGGUGGGGAAGUUUUUGCUGAGUGCCUAAGUGAUAGUGCAAUCUUCGUGCAGAGCCCCAACUGUAAUCAGAGAUACGGCUGGCACCCUGCAACAGUGUGUAAAAUUCCACCAGGCUGUAAUCUGAAGAUCUUCAACAACCAGGAAUUUGCUGCUCUUCUGGCUCAGUCUGUUAAUCAGGGUUUUGAAGCCGUGUAUCAGCUAACUAGAAUGUGCACCAUAAGAAUGAGUUUUGUGAAAGGGUGGGGAGCAGAAUACCGAAGGCAGACGGUAACGAGCACUCCUUGCUGGAUUGAGCUUCACCUGAAUGGACCUCUGCAGUGGUUGGACAAAGUACUAACUCAGAUGGGAUCCCCUUCAGUGCGUUGCUCAAGCAUGUCAUAAAGCUUCGUCACCAAUCAAGUCCCAUCAAAAGACUUAAUGUAACACUCUUCUGUCAUAGUGUUUGUGUGUGGUCCCCAUGGACUGUUUAUAUCCAAAAAUUCAAGCGAGAAAACAGCACUUGAGGUCUCAUCAAUUAAAGCACCUUGUGGAAUCAGUUUCCUAUAUUCAAAUAUUAGAUGGGAAAUUUAGUGUCUAGAAAUACCCUCCCAUAAAGGAGGAAGAGAAGAUUUUAAAGACUUACUAUUGUCUUCUUGGGCAUAAAAUUGAAUGUCCCGAAGGUUUAUUAAUAACAGUAGUAGUUACGUGUACAGGUAAUGUAUCAUGAUGCAGUAUCACAGUAUUGUGCUGUUUAUACCCAUUUUUAGUUUGCAUAAAUUAGGCGUGUGUGCUGCUUCUUGAUUUAGGCAAGCCUUUAUAAAGUUACAGUACCUGA
Messenger RNA from Artibeus jamaicensis (Jamaican fruit-eating bat), 2065 nucleotides. RefSeq names its product SMAD family member 2 (gene SMAD2). The record is from RefSeq and is a predicted model, not a curated record. Gene Ontology annotation, biological process: SMAD protein signal transduction; cell differentiation; transforming growth factor beta receptor signaling pathway. Gene Ontology annotation, cellular component: heteromeric SMAD protein complex. The transcript has 12 exons. Gene Ontology annotation, molecular function: DNA-binding transcription factor activity, RNA polymerase II-specific; RNA polymerase II cis-regulatory region sequence-specific DNA binding; I-SMAD binding. Bases 229 to 1632 code for a protein of 467 amino acids. Lineage: Eukaryota; Metazoa; Chordata; Mammalia; Chiroptera; Phyllostomidae.